UGUCAGUUUGGCUAGCCUGCGACGCGGACAGUUAACCUCGCUCUUCUCGGAGGCAAGAGCCAGCGACGAGCGCGACGAACCAAUCGCUGCUCGCAUUACGACACACCCUUUAAAUGCUCGUUUCGUUUAUUUUCGAGAAGAUCCCAGCGAGAUAGUGACUGAUAAAAGAUACGUUUAUCUCAUUACGAACAUCUUCUAAUAGGAUUUUGAUGUUCGUCGGCCUAUAACCAAUCGGAGCACUAUGACGGAACAGCAAAUGGAUUGUGCGUUAGAUCUGAUGCGGAGACUGCCACCGCAGCAAAUCGAGAAGAACCUUAGUGACCUAAUCGAUUUGGUUCCUUCAUUAUGCGAGGAUCUAUUGUCUUCGGUAGAUCAACCGUUAAAGAUUGCCAAGGAUAAGGAGUCUGGCAAGGACUAUCUUCUGUGUGACUACAAUAGAGAUGGAGAUUCAUAUAGAUCUCCUUGGAGCAACACUUACGAUCCUCCGCUUGAAGAUGGCUCGAUGCCUUCCGAACGACUGAGGAAACUGGAAAUAGAUGCUAAUCAUGCUUUCGAUCAAUAUCGAGAGCUCUAUUUCGAAGGCGGGGUCUCUUCGGUGUACUUGUGGGAUCUGGAUCAUGGAUUUGCAGCGGUGAUUCUUAUUAAGAAGGCUGGCGAUGGUUCCAAGAAGAUUAAAGGUUGUUGGGACUCGAUACAUGUGGUAGAAGUGCAGGAGAAAUCAACUGGUCGCACUGCUCAUUAUAAACUCACAUCGACAGCCAUGCUGUGGUUACAGACCAACAAGCAUGGCUCUGGUACAAUGAAUCUGGGUGGCAGUCUGACACGUCAGGUAGAACAAGAUGCUCAGAUUAGCGAAACGUCCCCUCAUAUCGCGAAUAUCGGCAGAAUGGUGGAAGAUAUGGAAAACAAGAUCCGCAAUACGCUGAACGAGAUCUACUUUGGUAAAACAAAAGAUAUCGUGAACGGGUUGCGAUCGGUACAAUCUUUGGCUGAUCAAAGACAACAGGCUGCGCUCAGGCAGGAUCUUGCGGCAGCGCUACAGAGGCGAAACGCCAAUAAUUGAUCCUGUGAACAACAAGAAAGCUUUGAUUAUGAUUGCGAAUAAAUUUCGUGGUAUUUAUGGAUCCUUUAACUUUGCUUGGGAUCUUUCAAUUUUUCACAGACGUUUUUAUAUUUUUGGAAUCCGUGAAAUCUUUUAGAUUUUCUUAGAAAUGCUAAAUUUCUUAUGACUCUUCUAUCUGUUUCCCAACAGUCUUAAAAUCUUUUUGGACAUUGGGAAUUUUAAAUGCUGCAAUCUAGACUUUUUCAAGUCACACAGUAUUCAUAAAAAUCGUAGAAUUCCUGGAAUCAAGGUCAGUUUACAUUUUUUAAAUAUGACAUUUAUUACAGCAUUUUGUUGCCCAGACACAUGGAUCAAUCACGAACGCGUUGAUUAAACCUAAACAGUAUGAAAUAAUUUGUUUAAUAUGGAAUGAAAUAGAAUUUAUUGUAAAUAUGCGGGAAAGGUGCAACGCGUUUUAGAAUGGUAAAUUAGAUAAAAAAAUGUAAAAUGCAAAAGAAAGAGUGAGUUAUAAUGUUAUAGUAUAACAUUUACUAUACAUAAAAGGAGAUCUCGAAAAAAUUACAUUAAUUUUUAGCAAUUAGCAAUUUUCUUUUUUCGGUUUGUAUUAAGUUUGAUAUAUAUGGAAAGAUGGUAAUAACUCCAUAACAUUUUUAUAAUGUUUAAAAAAAUAUCAAUAUUUCGCUUAUAUAUAUAUAUAUAUAUAUACUGUUUAGGAUUAAAUUUAAAAUCGUGUAAUUAAACGCUGAAACUGAUAUAUGUAAAGUUGGAAAAGAAAUAUCGCAUCGCAAUUAUUGUAAGAAGAAAUCUAUCUUCGCAAAUGAGAAGCUCUUUAAAAGCUACACAUAGAAAUUAUAAAUUUAUCUUUAUUUAUAUUAAUAUUGUUUAAAUAUGAAUUUAAACUUAAAAUUUUUGUAACAUUUGGAUGUAUUGAAGAAUAUCCCGUUAACAUAUUAUUUAGAAUUAAAUUUUAACAUAGCUCACACAUCCUCCGAGGGAUAGUAUAUAAAACAAUUUAUUUACGUAAAAAUCCAAAAGGAGCGAUUGCAUUUUGCAUUUGUUAUAAUAAUAAUGAAUCCAUAUAUAGUGCGCAAAUAAAAGUUUUCAAAUUAAAUUUUAUUCGUUUGUAUUAAAUAUUUUAUGAGUACAAAAAUCUGUCAGUACCAUAGAUCCUCGAAGUCAUAGAUCCUUGUAUAUCGCAGCGGGAAGGGGCGGGGGGAGGAUACACAUGAUAUUUAUAUAUAUUCUGGAAUUUCAUGGAUCUUUGAUACUACAAAUCCUUGGACUAAUGAGUUAUUAGAAUCUCAAAGAUCGCUAGUACCACGAAUCCUUGCGUCUCUAAAACGAUAAUUGUUAAAAAUUUCUAUCCCGAUCCUUAAAACUUCUGAAUUUUUGAUACACACGAAAUAAUGUCGACAUAUUAAAGACUCUUGGUACUAUGAAUCCUUGAAAUCUUGACUGCGCAACCAUACAUUUCGAGAAUGUCGCAUAUUCUAUGAUCCAUGGGGGUGCGCUUAGAUUAUUCCUCGUAAAUAAAGAGGCACACAAAAAUAACGAAUAGAAUUUGUAAGUACGUAAAACACAAGAAAAAGAAAAGCAUGUUUUUUACGUUAGUGCCUUUUUUUUACACUUUUGUGAAUUACCCCACCCCCCGAUUACCCAUAUAAAUUAUUUUACUAUUACAUAUAUUAUUAACUUAAUGAGAUGUAAUUUAACAUUUUUUUGCGAAUUUUGAAUAAUGGCAGUGUGCGGGCGAGUCAGUCUAAGAGAAAGGACUGAAAAAGAAAGGACGUCACCACACAUCAUUUCUCUGCGUGAAUAUUUUUCCACUAUGUCUAUACUAUUUUUUUUUUUUUUUUUAAAUUGAUUUCUUUUUUGGUUAUAGAGUUAACAAUCAAAAUAAUUAUGAACCUGGUCCAACAUAGCACACAUAGAUUACAGACGCUGAUUUAUUUCUCAUAUUAAUUAAUUAUUCGAUAUUUUGUUUAUUUCGAUUAUAAUAGAUGAGUUUUCGAUUUUAAUGUCGUCGCCAAAAGAUCAAAGUCAUCAAGGAAGGCGCGUUAUUUCGAGUUCCCUUUCAUAAUAAAUGAUUAAAAAAUGGAAUUUUAUAUAAAAUAUAUAAUUUUAAUAAAGAGGGAUAUAUAAGAGGAUAAUAAUUAUUAGAUAUACAUCGAAAUUUAUAUGUAUAUAUAUUUGACGAUUUGGGGACUUCGUAUUCAUUUGUUAAAUAAAGGAAUUUUAUUAAAUGUUUGAAGGACAUUUAAUCGCUAGGAACAUAUUUGAAACCGUAAUCCUAACACACUAACACAAAGCUCGGAGAUGCGGAAGGAUUCUCGCAGCAAGUUGUAAGCAAUCUGGAUGUUUUAUGGGAAAAAAUUAAAAAUUUUUUAAAAUUCAGAAUUUUGUUUUAUUAAACAGUAGAGGUUUUGCUAAUAAAAAAAAUAAAAUGGGAAUAUUGCAAGGACGCCAAAUUAAACAAAUUCCGAGUGACAAAAUGUUUCUAUGGGAGGGCAAAAAAACGUAUACCUUCCAAUGAUAACUGUGAUUAUACACUCUUGUAGUUAAUUAUCUGCUUAUAAUUAUUUCUAAUCAUUCAGACUGCACCAUCGGAACAAUUUUUUUUUUUAUACAAACGAUGACACGAGAUAAAAAGGAUCUAAGGGAAAGAUUCUUUACGCACAUUUGCAAGUUCACACAAGAAUCUUCCACUCACUGUUCUAUCUUUUUGCUAAUUUUAGUGUUACGUCGUCUAAUUAAAAGAUUAGAUAAUUAUCUCGUCGAGUGAAAGCGGCUCGUGUAACCUGUUCUGAAAAAUGUUUAUUAAAACGAAAUAUUACAACAAAAUGUAAUAAAGUCUGAGCAUUCAUAAGCCAAUUACAGUCUUUGAACAUGAUGCGAUAUCGCAUUGCGCCGCACCGGCCAUAUCAAAGCGCACAAAUUGUUAUCUUGCAUGAUCUCGACGUUCUUGGAUUUAGAGGUCUACACAUAUAUCGUAUCUUAAUAUCGUUAGACAUUAUAACUUUGAGCUUUUACAUAUUGUUGAUUAAAUUCUUAUAUUUCUAGAGUUCCGACAAGAUAUUUUCAUCACUAAAUUUUUACGUUUCUUAAUCUUUCAAUGAAAAAUAUCAAGACCUUUGUGCAUAGCAAGCUCGUUGAUAUAUAAAAAAAAAUCUUAAUUAAAAACUUUCAGAUCUUCCGAUUUUGAAAUUCAUAGCUAUCGAGCAUUUUAAAUUACCGAUUUCUUUCCGAUUUCUCGUUUAGAAAUUAAAGAUUAGAAUGUUGAAAUUUUAUUUCAAAAUUCUCGAAUCUCAUUAGAUAUCAAAAAUUUCGAAUUGCCAUCGUUGAAUUCGCAAAUUUUUAAUUAUCGGAAAAUGAAAUGUGAUAUUUUUAAAUCCUUCCAGAUUCUUAAACAAGAAAAAUUCGAAUGUUCAACUUUUGUGCAGUUAGAUUGUAUUAGACCUAAAAAUCUCGAGAACUCAAGUUCUUUCCACAAAAAAAAGGGAAAAAAAGAAGAAAUCUUGUAGACCAUUAUAUGUAUAAAUUCUGUAUAGUGAAACGCCAGUCUUGUUUAUAAUCAUUAUGAAUCGAUCAUCAGGAAAGAUGCUUGAAGUGAGCUGCUUUGUGUCGGGCAUCGCUAGCAUCCCAUGAAAAAUUGUUCCGCGCGCGCGCGUUAAAGACUCUAGAGUCCUUUUUCCACGACCUCUUCGUAUUGGUCUCCAACAAUUUUUUCUCUCUCUUUCUCUCUCUCUCAUUCUCUCA
Messenger RNA from Formica exsecta, 4819 nucleotides. RefSeq names its product F-actin-capping protein subunit beta (gene cpb). The transcript is spliced from 4 exons. Lineage: Eukaryota; Metazoa; Arthropoda; Insecta; Hymenoptera; Formicidae. The coding region runs from base 242 to 1063 and encodes 273 amino acids. Gene Ontology annotation, molecular function: actin filament binding. Gene Ontology annotation, biological process: barbed-end actin filament capping; regulation of lamellipodium assembly; cell morphogenesis. The record is from RefSeq and is a predicted model, not a curated record. Gene Ontology annotation, cellular component: cytoplasm; F-actin capping protein complex.